Molecule: messenger RNA, 1174 nt
Organism: Gadus macrocephalus (Pacific cod)
Lineage: Eukaryota; Metazoa; Chordata; Actinopteri; Gadiformes; Gadidae
Gene: tmtc4
Product: transmembrane O-mannosyltransferase targeting cadherins 4
Exons: 4
Coding region: 572-1159 (195 amino acids)
Biological process (GO): protein O-linked glycosylation via mannose; endoplasmic reticulum unfolded protein response
Cellular component (GO): endoplasmic reticulum
Molecular function (GO): mannosyltransferase activity
Source: RefSeq, a predicted model, not a curated record
UGACAGUGACGCACCUCAACGAGGAAGUGACCGGGGCGUGCAUGCAUACUGUUGACAGUCGAGCCGUUUCAUGCUGAACAUCUUCCGACUGCACUGUGCAUUUCUUUUUAUAAUAUUUCUAGAUUAAACACAGAACUACAGCCUCGUUUACACUACAUUUAUCAUUCAUAGGUUACAAUUAUUGCGAUGCAUGGAUCCUAGACGUGCCUGUGCGUUACAGUAGCAGCUCAAGCCUCACGUCUGAACUUUGUAUAUCGUCCUUUUCUAUAUUUUAUGAGCUCGUAACCUUGAGGCACGCGGUACGUUGUCCAGACAUCAACGGGAGCGUUGUAUGCUCCUAGCAACCUGUAUGUAUCCUAGAAAUACGAUCCUCAAAUGAAACGUAAGACUUGGUUGUCUUGCAAGCGGUGAGUUGUUGUUAAUGUAAGCGUACACAUGCUACAACAAUGCUAGCCAUCCUGCAAAUGAUCAAAGGACGUGCGUGAGGUAAUGAUGAGGAUAACGAUAUGCAAUGCAUAUUCCAUCAGAUAAGCGCCUGGGCGACGAUGCAGAAUAACCAAAUAAUUGCACCAUGGCGCCAUUUGACGUGUAUUGGGACCACCACAUCCCCCUUCCCAAGCUCCCUCCUCUCAAAGCCAAAAUCACAGUGGCUACGGUGGCGCUCCUUUGCUUCAUCAACAGCUAUGACGGGGAUUUUGUGUUCGAUGAUUCCGAAGCAAUUAUCAAUAACAAGGACCUCAGACCUACAACACCACUGAGCAACAUCUGGAACAAUGACUUCUGGGGAAGCAACCUGAGCAGCAACUCCAGUCACAAAUCCUAUCGACCUCUCACUGUUCUUACAUUUAGGCUCAACUACCUCCUGGCAGGCGGCCACUACCCCGUGGGCUUCCACGUGCCCAACGUGGUUCUGCACGCCGUCAUCUCGGCGCUGAUGGUGGACGUGUUCGCCGUGCUGAUCGGCGGCCUGUCCCACGCCGGGGGGAGCGGCGGCGGCGGCGGCGGCGUGCAGAACCUGGCGCCGAGGGCCUCCCUGCUGGCGGCGCUGAUGUUCGCCGCGCACCCCGUCCACACGGAGAGCGUGAGUCCCGUCGGCGCCGGCUGCGUUGUGUGCGAUCGGUUGCUGUGUGUGAACACACAAUACGCUACACACGCAUGAAUCAUGCUGGUCCCU